Molecule: messenger RNA, 2928 nt
Organism: Patella vulgata (common limpet)
Lineage: Eukaryota; Metazoa; Mollusca; Gastropoda; Patellidae
Product: zinc finger protein OZF
Exons: 2
Coding region: 180-1793 (537 amino acids)
Biological process (GO): regulation of transcription by RNA polymerase II
Cellular component (GO): chromosome
Molecular function (GO): chromatin insulator sequence binding
Source: RefSeq, a predicted model, not a curated record
AUCGUGCGGUAUACGUCUGCGCGCCAUAGCAGUUCAGUGAAUUUAUGAAAGACGUUGAUACUCUAUGAAUAUGAUAGAAAUGAAAUGAAAUGGGGUUUAACGUCCUACUGUUCCGUUCGAUACUAUGAUAGACAUACAGGGUUUGUCGAUGUGAACAAUAUUUGAUCAUUACAACCAGAAUGAAUUCUUCUCAAGUUCAAGACACAAGUAACACCAUACUCAAGUCCAUACUAACCGAGGUAAUUAUGAUGCCAGUAACCAUAGUACCCAAAGGUCAAGAUACCAGUGGACAUGGUACCAAAGGUCAAGACACAAGUAACCAUAGUACCCAAGGUCAAUACAUUAGUAACCAUGGUACCCAAGGUCAAAACCCAAGUAACCAUAGUACCCAUGGUCAAGACACAAGUAACCAUAGUACCCAUGGUCAAGACAUGAGUAACCGUGGUACCCAAGGUCAAGACACAAGUAACUAUAGUACCCAUGGUCAAGACACCAGCAACCAUACCAGUCAACAAAAACAAGACAAGUUAAGAUGUUCAAUAUGCUUUAUUUUAUUCGAUUGCGCCACUAAAUUGGAAAGUCAUAAACAAAUACACACCAAAUAUUGCAGUAUUUGUGAGGAAUCGUUCGCCACUGUGAAUCUAGUAAAGCAACAUAAAGAAGACAAGCAUUUUGUGUGUAAUAUAUGCAAGGAUAUUUUUAAAUCAAAAGAAGAAAUUAGCCAACACAAACAAGAAAAACAUAUGAAUGAAACAAAUGAUAACGUAUGUGAAAUACAUGUAUGUGAAGAAAGAUUCAGUAUAAGUUCGGAUCAAGAAGCUCAUCUCCAACUUCACGGUGUUAAUAAAGUUACGAAGAAAUAUAUAUGUGUCUGUGGUUUAGGCUUUAAUGAUCAGUCACUUUAUGAUUUACAUAUAAAUUUACAAUAUAACCAUCACAAGUGUGAAGAAUGUUCGGAUGUAUUUUUAAAAUGGACAGAUUUAAAGAAACACAAACUCUUGAAACAUGGUGAAAGGAAAGAAAAUGAAUUGUUUAAAUGUAUAGUUUGUGACGAAUACUUCAAGAAAAAAGCAGACUACACAAACCAUCUCAAAAUCCAUUCAGGUCGACACUGCUUACUCUAUACAUGCACACAGUGUGAUAAGUCCUUUUCCGACAAAUAUAACUUGUCGAUGCAUGAAUUAUCUCAUUUACCAGAAUCAGAAAAACCCCAUCAAUGUCAAUUUUGUGAUAAAAAAUUUAGCUAUCAAUAUGUCUUGGUAACCCAUGAAAGAACUCAUGAUCGUAACCGAGGAAGUUAUAAGUGUACGUACCCCGCUUGCGACAGGGUGUUCUUUAGCAAGCAGGGAGUAAGCGAUCACAUUGGCAUUCAUGAGAGCCAUAAAUUUAGUUGCGAUCAAUGUAAAAAGGAGUACCACAGCAAAAAAGGACUACUAAAGCAUACUAGACGAGUACACGAACAGCGCUACAAACAACUUUGUUCUAUUUGCGGGAAAAAGUGCAAUACUAAAUCCGCACUUAACACGCACAUGAGCGUUCAUCAAGAUUUGAAAAUGAUCUGUGAAAUAUGUGGAAAAGAAUUCAGGAGCGAAAACCUUCUUCAAAUUCACUUGUCAUGUCACAAGGAAAAGGCCUUCACAUGUGACGUAUGCGAUCAGAAGUUCUCACGUCGCGAUAAUAUGAAAUUACACAUAAGGAAACAUACCGGUCAAAAACCUUAUAAAUGUGAUAUUUGUGAUAAAACAUUUAGUAGGCAUGACAACAUGAAAAAACAUGUCCAAUCACAUGGGUAACAUCGUAUUCAUCAUUGUGGAUUGCUUCAAGCUUUGGUAGUGAAAUUGAUUGGUCGAGAAAUUUACAGGUUAUUGAGAAUUGCAGCUCAAACAGUGCCAGCAUUUUACAAAAUGAGACGGGAAACUACAUGUACGGUGGCACAGUGAGUGAGUAAGACAUUGGCUCCCUAACUAGGUCCAGUGUUUAACCGAGAAAGUGUAUAGGGAAUUUCCGGCGUGGUUCCCCCCCCCCCCAUCAGUGGUGUGGGACAUACGACCUAGCAAGGGAUAAUUCGUAGUCAUUGAGAUGAGACAAAAAAACGAGGUCCCAAGUCCAAUUUCACGUGCACCUUACCAUUUGUAGUUGAAAUGAAAUGAAAUGAAAUGAUGGUUUAACGUCGUCCUAGUGUUCUGCUUCUAACCUGGGCUAAUGAAGACUGGCAUACGCCAUACAGUGUGCUAUGAGAGAAAUUUUGCCCGGGCAGCGGCGCUACGGCCUACUCUUAUAUCGAAUUCCAACUGCCAAGGGAUCUUUUAUGUGCACGCCAAUUGAUGUGUACACGGGACCUCCGUUUUCCGUCCCAUCUGAAUGACUAGACAGCUGUCCUUGUCAGGCCCUCCAUCCUGCAUCACUGACAAGGGGGAACCACGCCGAAAAAUCUGGAAUGACUUUCUCGGCAAAUGCAGAUAUCGAACACCAGACCUGCAGGCUAGCAAGCCAGCGUCUUACCCACUUAGCCACAUGAUCCCCCAUUUGUAGUUGAAAUUUGAUAUAAGACUAGGCCGUAGAGUGCCACUGUAUGGACAAAAUUUCCCACAUAGCAGACUUUAUGGUGUAUACUUCAUUAACCCAGUCGUGUAGAGAAGUAGGACAUUAAACUUCAUUUCAUUUCAUUUGAAAAUAAGACAGCAUCAUAAACUUAUUAAUUAUCUUAAGGUCCAGGGCCCAGUUUCUUGAAAUCUUAACUAAAGAUAAAAUCCAAAUUUUAGUAGAUACUUCAGUUUAGAUUGACUAAGCACUAAAAUCAAUCUAAUAUUAUCCAAUCAAAUUAAUAAAAUUUGGAUUUUAUCUUAGUUAAAAUUUCGAAAACAGGCCCAAGAAUUAUAAUUUUUAAAUUUUAGUAUAUUGUAGGUCAUAGAUAAAGUACGAAAAGCA